AUGAAGUUCCUUCCUUUACCAGAGUUGGAGGAUGUUACGGGCUCUUUGAACUUCGACACCGCCGAUUGCCAUAUCGUGGGAGCCUGCGAUCUGUACACGACCAAGGCUGCCCGAUCCGACCGCAAGUUGUACAACCACAUCGAACAGUCGCUCGAAGCGCAAUAUGAGUCAAUCCUGCGGUUGUCUGCCUCUUUGUCCCCUCCCAAUGCUCACGAUGCUGCUGAAGCCUUGAAUCUUUCCCGAUCCAGUCCGUUUGGGCCCCUGAGUGAGCAUUCGAGUCGUCGUACGUUCGCCUACUUAAUUGCAACACUGAACGCCAGUCAUCCCGACUAUGAUUUCUCAAAUGUUCUCCGACCUACCGAUUUCCGUCGUGAGAGAUACCUCAAGCGAGUCAUGAAUACAGUCAACUCUACGUUGUACAAUCUUCGACCUCGCGAAUCAAUCGAUCUAUCUCCCUCCUCCCCGGCAACCCUGUCCGGGUCAUACAAUACAGGAACUGGAUCCUGGGGCCCCAGAAUGUGGCGCACCAUGGAUGAGCACAUGUCCUUGAAGGAAUGUUCGGUCUACUCGUAUUCUCCUGAGGAGGAUCCCUCGGACGCGGAUGAUGGAGCGAUCUGGAGCUUGCACUAUUUCUUCUUCAACCCAUUGCGCAAGCGGGUCUGUUAUCUCUAUCUUCGAGCUAUCCCCAUCCUCAGCCAUACUCCUCCGGACGAGGGCGUUGCUACCCCAACUGGAAAGCGCACCUUCGACGAUGGCUACCUCACCCCGGAUCUGAGUUCCAGCAAGCGCACCCGCUACUGGCUUGGCAGUCGGGCGGAGUCGUCUCUUCGUCAUGCUGAUAGUGAUGAUGAGCUUGACCCAGGUCAACCCUCUCGGAUUCUGGAUGAUGAGGAUCAGUUUAUGCUGAGCGAUGAGGAGAUGCGCUCGCGCUCUGGUAGUAAGGGCAUGGUCCGUGCCAUGAGUGAGGAGAUGAUGGAUACUAUGGAGGUCUAA
Penicillium malachiteum is the source of this 993-nucleotide messenger RNA. Its product is annotated as RNA polymerase III-inhibiting protein MAF1. Gene Ontology annotation, cellular component: nucleus. Gene Ontology annotation, biological process: negative regulation of transcription by RNA polymerase III. The coding region runs from base 1 to 993 and encodes 330 amino acids. The record is from RefSeq and is a predicted model, not a curated record. The transcript is spliced from 2 exons. Gene Ontology annotation, molecular function: RNA polymerase III core binding. NCBI's taxonomy places the organism in Eukaryota, Fungi, Ascomycota, Eurotiomycetes, Eurotiales, Aspergillaceae.